This is a messenger RNA of Papaver somniferum (opium poppy), 2199 nucleotides long. Its product is annotated as arginine--tRNA ligase, chloroplastic/mitochondrial-like. The transcript has 18 exons. Gene Ontology annotation, molecular function: arginine-tRNA ligase activity; ATP binding. Bases 41 to 1984 code for a protein of 647 amino acids. Gene Ontology annotation, cellular component: cytoplasm. Gene Ontology annotation, biological process: arginyl-tRNA aminoacylation. NCBI's taxonomy places the organism in Eukaryota, Viridiplantae, Streptophyta, Magnoliopsida, Ranunculales, Papaveraceae. The record is from RefSeq and is a predicted model, not a curated record.
CCCUAAACGGGGGCAGACGGUCACAGUAGAAGAAAAGAAUAUGAGUGGAAGGCUUAGCCUGAGUGGAGCUUCUUCAUCGAGUUUACUUCCUUGUUGUCUUUCUUUUAAACGCCUCUCUCAUCUCCACUCCCCUAAGCCUAACCACCACCGUCUUCUUCCUGAUUUCUUGCGAGCCAAAACUAGAAGAUUUUCAACAAUCAAAUCUGCAUCAGUUUCACCCAUGGCUGAAGACAAUGAGGGCACGGUGAAGCAACAGCUAUCAAAACUAUUUGAAACAUCAUUGAGGAUGACAGUACCCGAUGAACCUGAUUUAGAACCUUUGGUGGUUAAAUGCACAGGGAAGUUCGGUGAUUACCAAUGUAAUAAUGCUAUGAGCUGCUGGGCAAAGGUGAAAGGCAAGAAGACUGAAUUCAAGGGUCCUCCUUCAAUAGGACAGGCCAUUGCAAAUAAUCUCCCUGAAUCAGAAAUGAUUGAGUCUUGCUCCAUUGCUGGACCCGGGUUUGUCAAUGUGGUCCUACCUAAUCAAUGGAUAACUAAGAGUAUACAAAAAAUGCUAGAGAAAGGUGUCGGAAUAUGGGCUCCGAAGUUACCGGUCAGUAGAGCAGUGGUUGAUUUUUCUUCUCCCAAUAUUGCAAAGGAAAUGCAUGUUGGACACUUGAGAUCAACAAUUAUUGGGGAUACCAUAGCCCGCAUGCUGGAGUACUCAAAUGUUGAAGUGCUUCGAAGGAACCAUGUUGGAGAUUGGGGAACUCAGUUUGGCAUGUUGAUUGAGUAUAUGUUCGAGAAGUUCCCUGACUGGGAGAACGCAGGGGAGCAAGCUAUUGGAGAUUUGCAGGCAUUCUACAAGGCAUCAAAAUUGAAGUUUGACGCUGAUCCUGUCUUUAAGGAGAAAGCCCAACAAGCGGUGGUUCUUCUCCAGGGAGGGAACGAGAAAUAUCGCAAGGCAUGGUCCACGAUCUGCGAGAUCAGCCGAAAAGAGUUUCACCAGGUUUACGAGCGCCUUGGGAUUUCUCUGGAGGAAAAGGGCGAAAGUUUUUAUAACCCCUAUAUUCCUAAAGUUUUGGAGGGUUUGAGUAAUCAAGGGUUGAUCGUGGAGAGUGAGGGUGCUCGUGUGAUUGUCAUCGAAGGGAAACAAAUACCUUUAAUUGUCGUGAAGAGUGAUGGCGGUUACAACUAUGCUUCAACUGAUCUAACGGCUCUUUGGUAUCGUCUGAAUGAAGAGAAAGCUGAAUGGAUAGUCUAUGUCACUGAUGUUGGUCAAAAACUGCACUUUGAGAUGUUUUUUACUGCCGCCAAACUUGCAGGUUGGCUACCUGCUGAUGAAAAAUUGUACCCCAAAACAAGUCAUGUAGAUUUUGGUCUUGUUCUUGGAGAUGAUAAGAAGCGUUUCCGGACUCGUUCCAGUGAAGUGGUCCGGUUGGUUGAUUUACUUGAUGAAGCCAAAACUCGAUGCAAAGCUGAACUUGUUGAACGAGGCAAGGCAUUAGAGUGGACUGCAGAGGAGCUCGAACAAAUCGCGGAGGCAAUUGGUUAUGGAGCAGUCAAAUACGCGGACUUGAAGAACAACAGGUCGACAAACUAUACAUUUAGUUUCGAUCAGAUGCUUAACGAUAAGGGAAAUACUGCUGUCUACCUCCAGUAUGCACAUGCUCGUAUUUGUUCCAUCAUCAGAAAAUCUGGUAAAGAUAUCGAGGAAUUAAAGAAUACGGGAACCAUCGUGCUGGGUCUUCCAGAAGAGCGUAGUUUGGGUCUUCAUCUUCUUCAAUUUGCUGAGGUCGUCGAGGAGGCAUGUCUGAGUCUCUUGCCAAAUGUUUUAUGCGAGUAUCUUUAUAACCUAUCCGAGCACUUCACAAGAUUUUACGCCGAGUGUAAGGUUAAUGGAACACCGGAGGAGACCAGUCGAUUAUUGUUAUGUGAAGCAACUGCAGUUGUAAUGAGGCAAUGUUUUCACUUGCUUGGCAUUGUGCCUGUCUUCAAGAUAUAAAAUUGUAGGUUAGAAAAAGAAAGAAUCUUGUUAUUGAUUCGAGUUAUAUGAAAACCAACACACUAGAUACUAUACUGACAGUUCACAUUGUAUGGGUUGUAGCUUGGAUUCAGUUCAGUGUUUGAUUUUAAUGAUUUUGAUAGUUAAAAGCGAUCAGCUAAUGAAAAAAUACACACUUUAGAAAUUUAAUUCAUACCAAGUUUAUUAGUGAAAAA